Messenger RNA from Leucoraja erinaceus (little skate), 3551 nucleotides. It is a transcript of the gene aplf, whose product is annotated as aprataxin and PNKP like factor. Gene Ontology annotation, molecular function: DNA-(apurinic or apyrimidinic site) endonuclease activity; 3'-5' exonuclease activity; protein binding. NCBI's taxonomy places the organism in Eukaryota, Metazoa, Chordata, Chondrichthyes, Rajiformes, Rajidae. The transcript has 11 exons. Gene Ontology annotation, cellular component: site of double-strand break; nucleus. The coding region runs from base 57 to 1664 and encodes 535 amino acids. The record is from RefSeq and is a predicted model, not a curated record. Gene Ontology annotation, biological process: double-strand break repair.
CACAGGCCCCGUGAGCGGUUAUCCUGGUGACCGCCUGGCGGGGAGCGGGGAGGAGGAUGAGGAUGAUGCUGGAGGCUGUAGACGGCAGCGUGGAGCUGGAGCUGCCCGCCGGCAUCACCACCAUCGGCCGCGGCCCGCUGCUCGCUGUUUCCGAUAAACGAGUGUCCAGAAAACAUGGUCUGCUGGAAUUGUUGGAUGAAACAUUGCGCAUUAAACCGAUUCACGAUAAUCCAUGCUUCCUUCAGUCCUCAGAUGGAGACCAAUUUAUGCCGCUGGAGAAAGAUAAAUGGCACCGGUUGAACCCAGGAGAUUGCUUUUCCUUGUUGCCAGACAAAUAUAUAUAUAAAGUUAUCUCUUCCAACUCAGACCAGACUUUAAGAAACAGUGACCUGUCCAGUCUUGAAGAUGAUCAGUGUAACUCAGAACAUUUGCCAAUAGCUCAAGGGAUGUUGAAGAAAGACUCCAAGGAAUCAGACGAUUAUACAGAAAAACCCAGCAAAUCUACCAAGACACUGACAAUAGAUUCAACAGAGGAAUCCAAUGCGUUUGAACCAAGUAACAUUUUGGAGAAUAUGUCAAAGAAUGAGCAACAGAAGAACGGUAACUCACUUUAUCCCGAGCAGAGGAAGAGGGUCUUGCCAACUUGGAUGCUGCAAGGUGUAAAAGAAAUACAAAGCACUUCAUCUUCUAUCAAUAAACAAGGUAAAGGAAGGGGACGAGGAAGAGGUGAAGCAGAGAAAACCAAAGAUGAGGUCACUCAGCCAGGAAGGAAAAGAAAUGAAUCGUCUGAGAAUGAUGAAGGAAAUGAAGUGUCAGAGCAACCACAGGAGAAAAAGGGCAGAAGGAAAAAAACUGAGGCAAGCGGAAAUGGAAAGCACUCAAACGACAAGAGCAAUUUUGGAACAACUUCCACGGAUGUGAAAAGGAAAGAAGAAAUAAUGGACCGAUUCAGCACGGCUUCUGAGGCCGCGGAGAACUGGACGCUUGGCGGAAGGCAGCAAAGUUGUGGCCCUCAGCCACCGCAUGAAGUGAAGGACUCAGCAUUGAGUGAUAAUGAGGAGGAGGAGGAGGAGGAGGCAGUGGGAGUGCACUACGGGCAUGCUGAGCAGAAGAGGCUGCUGCCCGUACACCUGCAAGGUGCCUGCAGUAUGAGCAGGAGCCCAGCACCUGAAGAAACAGAGACGGCAGGACCUGCCAGUACUUCUCAGGCCAAAGAGCAGAAGAGGAAAGUGUGUACGUAUGGAAGUAGCUGUUACAGGAAAAAUCCGGCCCAUUUUCAAGAGUUUAGUCAUCCUGGAGAUGUAGAUUAUGAAGACGCAUCAGGUGGGGAAGAGGAUGAGGACGAUGACAAACCAGAGUGCCCCUUCGGCACUGCCUGUUACAGGAAAAAUCCACAGCACAAGAAAGAAUACAAGCACACCCAGCUCCCAGGAAGCCAAUUAAGACGACAAAGGAGAAAAGUUGCCCAGAAAGGUGCCCUGGCCAACAAGAGCGAUGAUGAUGGUGAGCACAACCAGUAUGACUUGGAUGACAGUUUUAUUGACGAUGAAGAAGAUGAUCUGGAUCCUACUGACGAAGAUUCUGAUUGGGAGCCGAGUUCAGAUAUCAACGAGGACAUUGACACGUUAAGAAAGGAAGCUAACAGAUUUGUAAACAAACACUAAAGUGAGACUUGCCUUUCCACUUUUGACCUUGAGCACCUUGACCUUUAGGUCUGUCCUGUUGCACUGAAAACAGCACUUGCUGGCUGUUACAUCUACCUGCUUGCUUUGCCUUACUGUCGCGUUCAAUUAUCUUCAAUAAGCAAUGAUUGUUAGUUCACUCAUCCAAUGAACCUGGGAGUGGAAUUUGAGCAAGCGUGUGGACUGCUGUGGAGAAUGAGUAGGGGAAAGUUGACAAUAAUGUUGGACUAUAAAUAAGCAGGUGAGACGUUCUGGUGUUUACAGCAGGCUGCCUCUGUAUUGGAAUAAAUGAAGCAUCAAGUUUUGUCACCGCAUUACUCCUAGUUUAGUUUAUUGUAACGUGUACCGUGGUGCAGUGAAAAGCGUUAUCAUUGUGUGUUAUAGCACGUCAAAGGCACGCAACACAAAGGCUGUUCACUGCACCUCGGUACGUGUACUCGAUAAUAAACUAAACUAAACAAACCUAGCAUGCAAGGAGCUGACAUAACACAGUGUCCAUAGUCUUUGGAAAUGGAUUAAAUAAGAUCAGCGCAAAGAAAACUCUUAACUGGCAUGAAAAGAGGGGGGCGGAAAUGGCUAAGAAUUUUACUUUGUGGCCAGUGUUCAAAGUUCUGACUGCUUGCGCAUGCCCAUUAGAAAACACCCUUGCUCUUUUACAAAGUUGUGCAAUUUCAGAGUGGAUGAAUUUAACUAUUUAUUCCAAAGUGCGACUCUGAAUUGUGGUUGGAUGGGAUUUGUGAAUGUUGGCAGUGGGACUAUUGCCCAAAAGGAGAGAGGGAAAUGCAAUGAAGCUUGCACUACAAGGAAUGGUAGUCCGUUGCCAAUAGCUGAUGCAUGACUGAACAAGCUAACAAUACGGACUGCUUACUGAGGUCUCUACUCACCUGCACCUGGGGACCACAAGGGUCUUUCUAUCUAUCACCAGCAGUCCUUGCUUUCAUCUCAUUGACGUGCUAUUAUUGAUGUUGGGGCUGUGGCUGGUGAAAUGUUGUGUAUCAAUGGGAUUACAAAAUUGAUACGUAAACAGAAUUUCUAAUGCUCAGUUGAACUUGAUUUCACAGUUGUGAUUGGGCGAUUUCUCACUGCAGUUAAUGAAGUUAACUGGAAAUUGAAGAUGGUUCCUGAUUUGAAGGUCGUUUAGAGGGGUAUUGUGGAUUCAACUGAAAUAAUCCUGUGGGUAGGAAGGAACUGCAGAUGCUGGUUUACACCAAAGACAGACACAAAAUGCUGGAGCAACUCAGCGGGACAGGCAGCAUCUCUGGAGAGAAUGAAUGGGUGACGUUUCGGGUCGAGACCCUUCUUCAGACCCGAAGAAUGGACUCGACCUAAAAAGUCACCCAUUCCUUCUCUCCAGAGACGCUGCCUGUCCCGCCAAAUUACUCCAACAUUUUGUGUCUUACCUUUUUGAAAUAAUCCUUUUGGCCCCCAAGCAAAAUGCCUCCUUCCUGCCUUGGUAGCAGUCACAGCAACUUGAUGUAAACUCCAAAUAGCAACUCGUUAUUGUUGCACCAAACCCAGAGUGGAUCGAUUACUGAUCAAUUACCGUUGCUCAGUUAUUCAGGCUCCUGUAGUUUCCCUGUAGUGAAUGAUUUUUAAAGACGUUUCCCUAAGCAAUGCACGGUGAGGGGGCAAUCCCAAAAUGAACCUGCUUUCAUUUUAACCCGACAACCUUGUCUUGUACACUGUAUAUCAGAUAUAAUUCUUUACCUUUUAUAAUGUUUAUAUGACAUGGGCUUGGAAAAUAAUGGGUGCAAAUCUAACCAUAUAAACACUUUGUUCAUGAUGAUUUUGAUUGCUUUAUUUAUUUAAUUGGAUCUGUGGUGUUUGGUGUUUUUUGGAAAGCCACAUGUAUUGAUUAAGUCUGUGGGG